AUGGCUCCCCCCUCCGCCUUACUCAACAGUCUACCCAUCGAGCUUGUCGAUCUAAUCGUCUCGUACCUGAAUGUCAAAGACAUCGCCUCGCUUCGCCUUUCAUGUCGCGCCCUGAACGAAAAGGCCUCUUACGGCCGUUUCACGACAUUCUUUCGUCGCAAAAACAUCCGCCUGACUACGCAUGACCUGGAGCGCUUGGUGUAUGUGACCAGCCACGGCUGCCGCCUCGCAUGCCUCCUGCAAGAAUGCACCGUGACGGGCGUCUUAGACCGGGGUAGGAACGCAUGUCUGCCGGCCGACGACGAUGUGACGCUGGCGAAAUCCACAGUGAUAAAGCGGCACACAGAGCUCCUCACAGAGGCCUUUGGCAAUAUCAAGAAAGCGACAGCGCCCCGCCUACUAACAGGAGGCGGUGACGGGCGCAAAACCCCCGGCAGCGGUUUCGAAUUGUUACACUUGCGUGUUGGCGUGCGAUAUAGCGGAGGCGUGCUCAUCGGCGUGGAAAACUGCGGCGUCGACUUGCGGUCCGUUUGCGACAUGGCGCAGCGGACCUUUCGUAUCGCCAUGGACGCACUCGAGACCACACAGCUAGCGGUGCGCUCACGCCUGGAUCUCUUUCACGGACAGAGCCGCUGCAGCCUCAACAGCCGCGUCUUUGCUGAUGUUUUGCACGAGAAGAUGGUGCCGGCGACAUCGCUAAGACCCGUGUUUGCAUCUCUGCAACACCUGGCCGUUAGCUUGGAUAUGCCUCAGCACACUCUGGCAAUACCGGAGAUCGAGCGCGGUGCUGUUACAGAAGACGAGGUCGGCCACGCCGGCCAAGCCACGGAGCGACAGGCUUACUUCUGUACAGAGGCUUUGCAUGCGGCCCUGGACCUUGUCACUGCCAACGCUUUUCCACAGCUCGAUACGCUCAAUGUGCAUUGGCUCUAUGUGCUCGCGCCCGAGAAAUCUGUCCUGGAAGAGACACCUCUGUUGCCUCUGCAGUCCUCCACACCGAGGCUGCUGACAACAGGAAGACGCCUUAGCUCUUGCAGCCUCAGUGGCACAUUUACCACGGCCGACUUUCUGCUGCAAUUCCUCCAGACGCUCCAGCCCAGCCACGUCGCGCUAAAUUACUCUCGCAUGCCUACGGGCACUUAUGACACUGUAUUUUCUUACCUGGCUGAUCCGGCCAGUCCCGUCACGUCCUACGAUCUUGAUGACCUGGUCGUGGUCGGCGACCAGAAUCGUGUUUACGUCCGCUUUUUAGGUCCGAUCACACCGAACCUUUCACGCCGAGGCUUCUCAGAAUCCACCACUCUCUCCCGGGGCCCUGGCGAGGCCAAGACCAACAUUUGCUUUGAGCCGUCGUCAGGCUGGCCUGUUGGUUCUACUUAUUAUGGCCAUUGGCGCAGACAAAAAGAAAGCGUAUUUGGUCCUAGGUACUGA
Messenger RNA from Grosmannia clavigera kw1407, 1431 nucleotides. RefSeq names its product f-box domain containing protein. The record is from RefSeq and is a predicted model, not a curated record. The transcript has a single exon. Gene Ontology annotation, molecular function: protein binding. Lineage: Eukaryota; Fungi; Ascomycota; Sordariomycetes; Ophiostomatales; Ophiostomataceae. Bases 1 to 1431 code for a protein of 476 amino acids.